Ahaetulla prasina is the source of this 2298-nucleotide messenger RNA. RefSeq names its product vomeronasal type-2 receptor 26-like. Lineage: Eukaryota; Metazoa; Chordata; Lepidosauria; Squamata; Colubridae. Gene Ontology annotation, molecular function: G protein-coupled receptor activity. Gene Ontology annotation, biological process: G protein-coupled receptor signaling pathway. The record is from RefSeq and is a predicted model, not a curated record. The coding region runs from base 1 to 2298 and encodes 765 amino acids. Gene Ontology annotation, cellular component: membrane. The transcript has 5 exons.
AUGCCCUGCCCCAGCUUACCUCAGGGCCCCUGUAACCAGGCCAUCCAUGCCCCAACACCUGCCCCACCUCACAGCAGCAGAACCAUCACAUCCUGCUCUAUCGUGGCCACAGCUAAGCAGAAGUUCCUCACUCAUAAUUACCAGCACACUUUGGCUCUUGCAUUUGCUGUUAAUGAGAUCAAUGAAUAUGCUGGAAUUUUACCCAACAUUACCCUUGGUUUCCACAUUGCUACUGACAAUCAUGAGGAAACUACCACUUAUCAAUUAGCAAUAGAAUUUCUAUCUACAAAAGAUAAAUUUAUCCCCAACUACAAAUGUAAUGACCAAACCCACACGGUAGCUGUCAUUGGAGGACCCCGUUCUAGGACCUGUCUCAACAUGGCAACUACUCUAUGUAACUACAAAUUUCCCCAGAUCACAUAUGGAUCAGCUCCACUGGUGAAUGAUGAAAUAGCAGCACUGUUUGUCAAAUGGAUGUUCCCCAUUGAGGAGCACCAGUUUAAUGGAAUACUGCAUUUACUGUUGCAUUUUAGAUGGACCUGGGUUGGGAAAGUUUGCUUUGUUGAGGAAGAUAAAGAGAGAUUCAUUCAGAAUAACCUUUCCAUGUUUACAGAGAAAGGAAUCUGCUUUGACUUUAUAGACAGUAUCCCACAAAUAAUGUAUGGUAAUUUAGCUGCUGAAAUGGUGGAGGAGGCAGAUAAAUUAUACAAAGUCAUCAUGAAGAGUACAGUCAUUGCAGUGAUCUUGAAUGCUGAAAUUACAGGCCUGGUGGCUUUGAGACUUAUGAUCUAUGUUUUAGAUUCUGAUGAUAUACCAAAACAAAGAAAAGCCAAGGUCUGGAUCAUGACAGCCCAGAUGGAAUUCACCUCCAUUCUGAUGCAAAGAGAAUUACCCAUUGCUUUUCUCCAUGGUGCUCUUUCCUUUGCAAUUCAGUCAAAGGAGCUGACGGGGUUCCAAGAAUUUAUACAGAAGAGAAACCCAAACUUAGAAAAUGAAGACAACUUUAUUAGAGACUUUUGGAAAGAUGCAUUUGAAUGUUCCUUCUCCAGCGGUAUUACAGAUGGGAAUGCUGGCAAGACCUGCACUGGGGAAGAGAAGCUGGAAUCUCUUUCUCAAUCUAUAUUUGAAAUGAGCAUGAACGGCCACAGCUACAGCAUCUACAAUGCGGUCUAUGCUGUGGCACAUGCUCUGAGGCAAUUGUACUCCUCCCAGUUCAAAUAUGGGAAAAGAAUUAAGGAGAGGAGAUGGAAGCUUCUUCUUCAGUCACCAUGGCAGACAUUACCUCUUUCCAUCUGUAACAAGAAAUGUCCCCUUGGCUAUAGCAAGAUAAAAGUGGAAGGGAAAUCAUCUUGCUGCUAUGACUGUAGACGCUGUCCAGAAGGGAAGAUAGCUGACCAAAUGGACUUGGAUGAUUGUUUUGCAUGUCCAGAAGAUCAAUAUCCAAACAAAGAUCAGGAUAGUUGCCUUCAAAAAAUUGUAGUUUACUUGUCAUACCAAGAGCCUAUGGGCAGUUCUUUGGCAAUAAUUGCAAUCUUCUUUUCUAUGAUGUCAGCUUUGGUGCUGGGGAUCUUCAUUAAACACCAGGACACUCCCAUUGUCAAAGCCAACAACAGAAACCUCACCUAUAUUCUUCUCAUUGCUCUCCUGCUCUCCUUCCUUUGCACUCUGCUCUUCAUAGGGCAACCUGACCAAGUGAAAUGUCUCAUGCGACAAACUGCAUUUAGCAUCAUGUUCUCUAUAGCUCUUUCUUGCAUAUUGGGGAAAACAACUAUUGUUGUUCUUGCUUUCAUGGCCACCAAGCCAAGCUCCAAAAUGAGGAAAUGGGUGGGGAAAGGGCCAGCUAUCUCUAUUGUUCUAUCUUGCUCCCUGGCACAAUUCUCCAUUUGUGUGAUGUGGCUCGCAAUUUCUCCUCCCUUCCCCGAUUCUGACAUGCACUCCAUGGCUGAAGAAAUUGUCCUGCAAUGUAAUGAAGGUUCAACCACUAUGUUUUAUACUGCCCUAGGCUUUAUGGGGUUCUUGACUGCAGUCAGCUUCACAGUGGCCUUCCUAGCUAGGAAUUUACCUGACAGUUUUAACGAAGCCAAAUUUAUCACCUUCAGCAUGUUGGUCUUUUGCAGUGUUUGGGUAUCAUUUGUUCCCACCUAUUUGAGUACCAAGGGAAAAUACAUGGUGGCUGUGGAGAUCUUCUCCAUUUUGGCUUCAGCAGCUGGAUUACUGCUCUGCAUAUUUUCUCCCAAAUGUUAUAUCAUUGUUCUUAGACCUAAUCUGAAUACAAAGGAACAAAUAACAAAGAAAUGA